AUGGAGGCUCCAGUAUGGACCAAAGAGUUCCAGUGUAGAGGCCAUGAGUCUGCUCUGCUGGACUGUGACAGCUCAGAUAGAAACACCUGCUCUUCUGGCAAAGCUGUUAGACUCACCUGCUCAGGUUCAGAUUAUAUCAGGUUGGUGGGAGAGCCCAGCCGCUGUGCUGGUAAAUUGGAGAUGAAAAACCACGGAGAGUGGAGACAAGUGGAAGCCUUGGGUUUUGAAUGGAACCGGAUGUCUGCAGAUGCAGUGUGUCGACAACUGGACUGUGGUUCUGCUUUUCCAAAAAGUAUUCAUUACAGUGCAAAAGUUAGUGGACCUUCAGACUAUCCUGUGUGGUUGAUCAACUCGUCUUGUGUUCAGUCUAAAUCUGCAGUGAAGGAAUGUGUGACAACCGACAAUACGUACAGCUCUUCUUUCCUGGAAAUUACCUGCUCAGGUUUGCUGGCUCAGCCAAACAUCUCCCCCUCUCCCUCCCCUGACGCGGUCUACAAGGCCAAGCAGCGGAGGCUCCAGGUGCUCAUGGGCUCCAACUUCACCAUCAGGUGCUCCGUCAGACCACAGUACCCAGGAGGCUCCUUCAAGCUCAUCGUCCCCACCCCUGACCAGGCACAGAACUACACCCUGCCAGCUGUCAAUCACACGGCCCACUUCCUGUUCUCUGCUGCAGACUCCACCCACCGAGGGGAGUACCGCUGUGUUUAUCACCUCUAUGUUUUCUCCAAUAACUUCUCUUCUGAGAGCCGGCCGCUCCAUCUCACUCCUGCAGCUCCUCUAACCGAGUUGAUCAUCAGACUUGUUGUCCUCCUGCUGGGUAUGAUGUCACUCAUCACUGCCCUCUGCGUCACCUCGAAGGCCAGCAGAAAACAGAAGCUGAGACGAGUGAAGAAUAGUGAGAUUUAGAAAAGCUAGAGCAAACAUUAAUUUGAUAUUAAUUCAGCUUAGGUGCUGCGCAAAACGGCUUGGGUAUAACGGCAGGGAAAACUUUAAAUGCAUCACUGAAUCAAAGAUGCUGGUAAUCUUUACACCCCCCAUGUGUAACAGCUAGAGUUCUGUACAGACCUUAAACAAAACCCAGACCCGGACCAGACCUAUGUGGUUCUGCUGAAUCUGAUUCCUGAACCUGAUCAGAGACAGAUGCUGUAUUUUAAUGUUUUCUUUCUUCAAAGAUAAAGUUAUAUGCUUGCUUUGUAAUACCUGUCAACCACUAACAUAUAUAUUAUUUUUGAUAUUUUACACAUUAUACUCAGAUUCGUAUUUUAAC
Molecule: messenger RNA, 1267 nt
Organism: Perca flavescens (yellow perch)
Lineage: Eukaryota; Metazoa; Chordata; Actinopteri; Perciformes; Percidae
Product: scavenger receptor cysteine-rich type 1 protein M130-like
Exons: 5
Coding region: 1-906 (301 amino acids)
Biological process (GO): zymogen activation
Cellular component (GO): plasma membrane
Molecular function (GO): serine-type endopeptidase activity
Source: RefSeq, a predicted model, not a curated record